Molecule: messenger RNA, 819 nt
Organism: Opisthorchis viverrini
Lineage: Eukaryota; Metazoa; Platyhelminthes; Trematoda; Opisthorchiida; Opisthorchiidae
Exons: 4
Coding region: 283-756 (157 amino acids)
Biological process (GO): mRNA splicing, via spliceosome
Cellular component (GO): cytoplasm; nuclear speck
Molecular function (GO): RNA binding
Source: RefSeq, a predicted model, not a curated record
CCGAAAGAUAAUGUACCACCAGUUGAACUGAAGCCUAUUGUUUGUUUUCUUAGCUCCAUUGGUUUCCGGGCGCGCUCGCCAUUUUGCUACUGACGAUCGUCGACGAUGCCUCGAAGGGCUAACUCUCUCUAUGUGCGUCAUCUCCCCGAUUCCUGCCGGUAUGUGUUUUUUUACCUUGAAGGUUCAUGAUUUUCUUCCAGGCACGAGGACCUCCGUCGCGCAUUUGGUCGGUACGGACGUAUAAUUGAUAUUACCAUUCCGUUGGAUUUCAACACCGGGCGAAUGAAGGGUUUCGCAUUUAUCGAGUUCGAGGACCCUAGGGACGCUGAAGAUGCUCACUACAACAUGGAUCACACACGCUUUAUGGGUCGUGAUAUCGAGGUGGAAUUUACUAGAGGGUACCGAAAAACUCCCGCUGAAAUGCGUCUGAAGGAGAGGAGAGAUGGAGGACGUGGGCCCCCAGGGCGCAGAGGCCGGUCCCGCUCACGUUCCAGGUCACGGUCUGCCAGCAGGAGAGGCAGAAGCGAGUACAAUGGCCGGAGGUCCAGCGACAGGCGCGACGACAGCCGAAGACGGGUUACAGAUGCACGACGCUCAGCCUCCCGAUCGCGAUCCCCAACCCGUUCCCGGUCUCCUAGUCAUAACGGUGUAGAAGACGGUAAAGGCAGCAGAAGGCACGACCGGCGUGAUGCACGCGCUUCUCAAAGCCCACGUCGUCGCGGCUCUGGGUCUCGCUCCCGCUCCGGUUCUUAUUAGUAUUUUUCUCUGUACAUAUUGUUCCUAUGCAUUGAAUUAUAACUUAUGUAACUCUUUCGCUAU